Molecule: messenger RNA, 356 nt
Organism: Paramecium pentaurelia
Lineage: Eukaryota; Ciliophora; Oligohymenophorea; Peniculida; Parameciidae
Source: the annotation of a GenBank genome assembly
AAUGUCUUGGUACAAAUAAUUAGGAAACUCAGUAAAAGAAUUAAGAUUCGUCUUCUGUUAGACAUGUGGUAGAUCUGAAGGUAUCAGGUAUACAAAUAAGAUCAAAUUAUAGAAAUCUUGUAUCUAAAAACUAUUGGCAAUGGAAGGAUGCAAAUCCUCAUUUUCCAUUUGUUGUUAGAGAGUGUGAAUCAAUUGAUCCUUAUGUACUUAUUAGAUACAGUAAAAUUAAGUGAAAAAAUAUAUAGAAUAUGGUGUUGAAAAGAAAGCUUUGAUAGGAAAUCUUAAUGAAUAAGAAUUAGAAUAAGUACUUGGAAAAUUAGUUGAUCAAUCUAAUAAAGUGAAUUCAACUAUCUGAU